UAUACAGCUUCGUCAUACCAGCUUGGGAUGGGCUCCCCACAUGAAAACGAAAGGAUCACUUCCCUGUAAACAGUGGUAGUGUAGUAUUCGUUUAUAACGCAUUGUGCUUUCUCCAACACAUUCCUUGGACGCCAUUUCAGAUGAGAUGAUACUAUGUGACUACUGCGGUGAUGACAUCUCACCAGCGACUAACGGGCAUAAAACAGCAGAUAAGAUAUACCAUCAAGAAUGUUUCAAACAUUAUAUUUCAGUCACCAUAUCCCGAGAGGAAAACGUGCUCUUGAUCUCUUCAGAAAAGAUUCUUCACAAUCUAAUGUUUUUCUGACAGCAAUACAUGUCAACUAUUUAAACGGACUGAAAGGUGAAAACGCGGAACAAAAGAAACAGAAAAGGGUUAAGAGAGACAGCAAAGUAAAAGUGUUAUUGAAAGAAGUGACCGCCCUGCGCAAUUCAACCUCUGGUCAGAUCUUAAUACACCUUGUGGGUCGUGAACAGCAGGAUACAUUCAGCGGGGCCUUUGACGAGUUCAUUGAUGAAAAACUAUUGGGCUUAAUCCACGAUGGAAGUCUUUUCACUGACGUGUAUACGAAACAACCUAUGUGUGCAUAUGGUAAAGUUCUGCAGCAGCUGAAAGACAAGAAGGAAGACGAGUUGAAAACACUGACAGAGGGCCACAAGAAAGACUGUGAUCAACUGAUAGAACAAACGACGUUAGAGCUAGAAGUGAUACGACAGAAGCUACAACAAGAGGAAGUGGCAGAGUUUCAGAGCUUCACGGAUAUUAUAGUCCUUUCUGUAGAAGGGGGAGACUAUCUGACAACAACUGACUUUAAGACCAAGAUAGCCUUGGAUGAUCGAAUUAUCAACCCUUCGGAUCAGACUGUACUUACUUGUCUGAGAAAGAAGAAGCACUUUAGCGAAGUGUUUCAUAGACCAGAGCUAUAUUGGGACAUACACGAUCUACAGGAGAGCAGGUCAAUUCAAUUCAAAGGGUACUACCCAAAAUCAAACAGCAAUGAUGAAGACAUUCUAGAUUUCAUGUUUAAAGAACACAAGCUUCUGGAAUACGCAAGCGCAUUCACAAAGAACGAUAUAGGUGGAUCCUAUUUCGUUGGCGUAGCAGAGAGUGAUGUGUGCUUUGGAAGCAGUUGCUACAAGUCAAAGGCAUUUGCAAUUCAACAGGUGCCAAUCAGCAGGUGUGAAAAGCUUGCAGCUAACAUAAAGAGAACAUUCGAAGAAACAGUAUUGGUGUGCGACUAUUAUGGGAAUAAAAGACAUGAUGUGGAUUUAGUGAAGGUUGAAUUCCUUCACUCACUGACACGCACCGGGGCAGACAGUACAUUAAAUACGACAGGAGGAAACUUUGUAAUACAUGUAAACAUCAAACCAGUCAGUGGGAUCGUGUUCUAUGACAGACAAGGACCAUUAGCCUACAGAAUAGUCAACAACACUGUCACAACAUACACGCUCGAGGAGUGGUUCCGGGCAAUUGCUGCGUCAUCCCAGGUUUUCUCUCCUUAACAAUACUGCAUAGAUCAGCAAGUCAACUGGUCAGAUAAUGGCGAAACUUGAGGGAAAAGUGAAGACAGAGGAGGAAAACGAAUUUCAUUUGACCAGUAAAGAUUUUCUUCGCCCUCCUUUGAAACAAAUAGGAAGAAGCAUUGCUGAAAUCAAAAGUUACUUUGGGAAGCAAGGUAUCAUCAACAUUGUGCCAUCCAGACCGAACGAAGAUCUGGUAAACAUUAAUGAUGAUUUGGUGUCACGAAUUAGAGGGGAUGGAUUUCUAUUCAAGGAAAACAUAGUGAAAGGUGCAAGUUCUGAAACAUGCAAGGACACAUCUGGCCUUGUACUGUUGACAAAAUCCGCUGUGCCAACAUUCAACUUACCUACGUUGCCACGAACAUUGCCACAACAAUGUGAUAUUUUCGUGGCAGUGCCCCAACAACCCCCUUUGUUGCUUACAGUUGUUGGGGCUUUUCCGGAGACAAAGGAUGUGAGGGAUUACAAUGCGCAUUUAACCAGAGAAGUGACUGCUAAGUUGCGGUUGUUUACGAGUGAGAGUUUUAACAUUGUACAUGGGAUAAUCUGUAGAAACGAUCUGAAAGAUAGUGGAUUGUUCCAGACGAGGUUGCGAAUACACGCAAUGUUAUCUUCGUUCUUCCUUCCACAGUCUUCAUUCUCAAUGAACCGAAAGAAGUAUGAUCAAGUUGUGACUGCGUUUUGGGCAGUUAUUGCUGAAACAAAGUCAGUAUUCACAGAAAAUGGGGAUCCUAAUGACAUGGUCAUAAGGUUUCUCACUAAAGAACAGUGUCUCGUCUUGGUGGAGAACAUGAACAAUAACCAUGUCCAGGUGAGAUGUGAAACAGGCAGUGGCGCUACGACACUGAUGCUUGAGGUGGCCAGGAGACUGAGCAGGCUGGGGGAAACUCUCCUGGUGUGUAGGUCCAAGGAGGAAAGGGACCGACUGAGGUCAGUGCACCCAUCAACAAUAUCACUGUACGAUGUUGGGAAUUGUGAUCUGUCUAAGUUUGAGAACGUUGUCCACGACACUCAUGCUAUAUUGCAUGAAACAAGUGGUCGUCACUGGCAGUUUUUAAGAGAUCCAAGUACUGCAGACCUGAAGAAGAGUUUGGCUUCUGUAGAGACGGUUGUAAAUGCGAUGGACAGUCAACUGGAGGCAAUGAAAAGUGAGGAGUGGAAACAAAAGAUGAAUUACAUGCAGUCUGAAAUGGAUGUUCUCAGAUUAUUCCAUCAACUAACAGGCUCUCAUGUCCUCAACACUAUCAGCCACAAAAUGAAUAUGCUACCUGAAAAGUCUUCAAAAGACAACAUUUCACUCCCAUCACUGGACCUUGCUCUGGAGCCGGAUGUACAGGAACCUCAUCUGGUGAAGUUUAUGGAAGGAAUACAACAUCAAAAGGACCCUUUCCCUAUUCUGAGACUGGCCGUCAUUGAAGGGAAGACUAAGCUGAUGUACCUCACAGCCAAAACGACUUUCUUGGAAAAGGCUACCGAAGCUUCUGGGGAUACACAUCAUACAAAGGAGGAGGAGUCACUACAAGAGAAAAACCAGAGCAAAAACGUACAACAGUGUCUAAACACCAGGAAAGCAGAGGAGAGGGAAAAACAGAGGAAGAAACAGAAGCACAAGAAGAAACACCCUCAGAAGCCGAGGCACAGACGCAGCUCCAAAGAAGAGGAUGAAAACUGUGCUUCGCCUGACGUAUCUAAACAACAUCCCCCAGCUAUUUCAGAAACGCAGGGUCAACUUCAGAACACAGGAGCGGACGAAAGACAAUGGUCAUUUGAUGGAACUGACAAACUCAAAGAAAGAUUGGAGAGUCUUGAGAGGGCAAGGGAUGAAAACAUAAGGCAACUGGUUCCUCUUCUCAGUGUUGAGUGGCAGAACACACUGGGCUUCCUGAAAAGAAAUACGGUCACGCUAUCCUGGUUUGGCGAAGACACGAAAAGAUUCGAUUAUGAUCAGCUAGACCGACAUGGCCCUCUGGUGCACGAAACACAUUCUGACCAGGAAGAUCAGGAAGGUCCACAAAUUGACACUAAAAGCAAGAAAGGAUUCCAUUCAGAUACAAAAGAGGUUGCAGUGCCAAAGGGCCAUGACAGCACAAGAUCACCAUUCAGUUCACGAGUCAUUGGGCAACAACGUUGCAAGCAUGACAGUCCAGUUCAUCAGCUCAGGAAUUUUCAGUUGGGAAGACUGGAUGUUAUGUGCAUUUAUAAAAUGCUGGGACGGAUGACAACCGCGGUUAAUACUAGCAUAGCUUAUCUACAAGACAAAAGUGGACAUAUGGAGAAAGCUUUUGGCUGUCCUCUUCACCUUGUGGGAGAACUGGAUUCGACCCAGUGUUAUCCUGUUUCAUGUCCUGUACUUUUUCUUGACGCCCAGCGGGUCAACCAAAGAAGAUGGCAUGUCACUUCAGAUGGAAAGUUAGUGAAUGCACCACCAUCAACACAACGCAAGGAUAACACUGGAUUAGAGGAAUAUAGUGGCACUUGCAGCCAUAUUCCUAUUCUGCUUCCUCCAGAUCUCCUCACAACAACAUCUGUCGGCAUCCCUCAUACAGCCCAAUACUGGGAGACACAUUCUCAUGUGGGAAUUGUCGGGGGACAGGGGUGGCCGCCGAUCCUGGAGAUGGGUCUCUCCGAGGCAGGACUGGUUGACAGCAGGACCUGGGUUUGUAAUCAGCCUCGCUCCUGGUGCGUCGCUGUAUGGAGAUGUAAGAAACAUGGCGGAAAGAUAUGUACCCGAACGUAUGAGGAAGGGGAUUUUGGAGGCUGUAUGAGUGACACAAUGUCUGACAUUCCCGGCACACAGGCCACCCUCCACUAUGGCCUUGUGCUUGAUGUGGGGAGAGGGAGACUCGCAUUCAUUGAUUUGAACAGGAAGGUUGUUUUGGCAAAGUAUGAUGUUCAAUUUCGGGACACCCUUUACCCCAUGUUUGGUGUCUGGCGAAGGUCUGAAGAUUUUUCAGUAGCGCUGAAACUGAUCAGCGGGGUUGACGUCACAAUGUCCGACACAAAGAGGACUCUUAUUUGCCAAAGUCUCCAGUAGCAGAGAAACCUUGCUUAAAUCACUCAAACAACUGAUUGUUUACUCUAUGCAAUCUUAUCAAAAUAUUUUAAACGGCAACGCCAGAGAAUGACCAGUCUUGAUUAUCCACCGAAACACACUCCAUUGUGCGUGAAAGGGAAUAUUGCGGUGAUAACUUAUAGCAAUGGAUCACUGAAAAUCAGUGAUGACACAAGGUGUUAACGAAAAGGGUGAGCAUGUCCUACUGGCAGCACCCGUCACUCACUCCAAAAACAUUGUCCAGGAACAGUCUUGCAAUUGUUCAGUAUAACAGUAGAACGAUUACAUAUAUGCAAUCCUGUCUUGUGAGUGUAAUUUUACGUCCAAGUUGUCAGAUUGUGUUUACUGUAAUGUAGGCAAAUAUGAAUCUGAAGGACAGACAGACAGUCUGUCACAGACAGACAGACAGUUGAUGUUCCCAGGGACAUCAUAACCCGAAAGAAGCUACAACAUAUAGGUGUCCGAGAAAAAUCAUAAUGCAACAAAUGUCUGCUUUGACUGAGCGUUACUUAUCUUUACCAUUGUAUACGUUCAAUUAUUGUUUUUGUGAGGAAAUCUACUUUCCGGUUCAAGUAGAAAUAUUCUUCCAAAGUAUGUGAUAUUUAAUGUUAAUACGCACAAUGAUGUAUUUUCAUUUAAAUAUCACUUAUUCAUUAUAUUCAUCAAUUUUGGUAUCUGUCGUACAGCCCUUGCUGUAAAAGUUUGAGUGUUGUACUUUUAUUUCGUUGGCAUUUAUGAUAGAUGAAACAUGUUGACGAAAAAUCUUAAUUUUAAGCCAUUGUGUUUAAUCACUUAGAUGAGUUCAUACCAAUGUGUUAUUGUCACAUGAAUACAUUUGUUAAAAUGAUGCUUCAUUUAAGUUAAAAUUUAUUUCAUUGUACUAAAGUUUGCGAAAUGAUAGUGUUAUGUGUGAAUGAGUAUGUGUGUAGGGAUUCAUUUGAAGAUUCAUUUACGUUCAAAUUUCUUCUGUUAAGGUCCAUCGCAUCUUCAGCAGCUUUAACCAAAGGUCUAAUAAUGUCUUGGUAACAUUGUCUCUUGAAAAUGAAUUGUUGUGUAUUGCUUCGUUCAAGAUAUUCCAUUAAAAGAGUCUGUAAUUGC
Molecule: messenger RNA, 5689 nt
Organism: Haliotis rufescens (red abalone)
Lineage: Eukaryota; Metazoa; Mollusca; Gastropoda; Lepetellida; Haliotidae
Exons: 27
Coding region: 1559-4573 (1004 amino acids)
Source: RefSeq, a predicted model, not a curated record